UUGGCUGGGGUCUCUGUCCACCGUUGCUUGGGGAAACCCACCCCUGCUUGGGGAGGCUCUCGGUGUUACCUGGGCCGGGUAGGCCCGAACGUGCCCUCGUCUCCUCCUCUCCAGCGGAGGUCGCGGCGUGGGCAGAUUGCUCCGUGCCGCCGCUGCUUCUGGGCUGGGGGCCAGACUCACCCGGGGACGGUUUGCCUCCGGCUUUGCUUGUCGCACCACACCCAUUGGAACCCGAACCCGAACCCGGACCAGAGCGGGCCCUUAGACUGCUCCCUCGCACUCGCUGCACCUUUGCUAGGGAUCAUCCUGACGUGAGAGGACCCCAGCGCAGUAUUGAGUGGCUGUUCAGGAACUGCAACGCCCCUACCAACAUUUGGCAUCAUUUCUCUCCAUAGACGAGGGGCUCCCUGUGUAACUGGAGAGGUGUUUCGUCAUCCGUAAGUUGGAGAUAAGUUGUACACCUGUCUCGGUUCUUGUGAGGAUUGAGAUGACCUGAGUGUGUAUGGCACGGAGUUGCUCAAUAAAUGUACAUUGUCUUCCACUGUUAAGAGCUGUAAAAAUGUCUGACAAGACCCAGAUCGCUGCGAGCGCUUCCCUUAUUGAGCAACUGAUAUCUGAAAGGAACUUUGAGGAUCUUGGCAACCACCUGACUGAGCUAGAAAUUCUUCACGUGACUAAGGAGCACCUCCAGCAGACAGAUGUGGUCAGGGCUGUGUACAGAGUCCUCAAAAACUGCCCCACCGUGCCUGUGAAAAAGAAAGCCAAGCGUCUUCUGUCAGAAUGGAAAGCUCUUUAUAAGGAUCCUCAUUUCAAACCAGGGGAGAGCCCUAAAUUAUUCCCUACAGGUGGACAUGAAGAAAAUGCAGGACUUGCUCAUGACGCAAGUCAGGAUGAGGUUUUGGGUGGCUCCAGUUCUAAUUCUUGGCUAUCGUCCCAAGAUGUUAUGGCAAAAGCCACGGAAAUGGUUGUGCCUGAAAAUAGCCCCCGUCCAGUGGGACCUAAGGAAGAGCACAUCAAGGCUGCUGACCCUCAGUCCGCGGACAAGAGACCAGAUGAGUCGCUGGAUCCUGCAGUGCCCAUGAGAACGAAAUGCACAGAACUUCUUUAUGAAGCUUUAACUAGUUCUUCCACACAUCAGCCUAAAGCUGAUUUGUGGCAAAACUUUGCAAGGGAAAUCGAAGAGCACAUUUUUACCCUUUAUUCAAAGAACCUCAAAAAAUAUAAAACUUGCAUCAGAAGCAAAGUUGCCAAUCUGAAGAACCCCCAAAAUUCUCACUUACAACAAAACUUGCUCUCCGGGGCCACGUCUCCAAGAGAAUUUGCCGAAAUGACUGUCAUGGAAAUGGCAAGCAAGGAACUGAAACAAUUGAGAGCCUCCUACACGGAAUCUGGCAUACAGGAACAUUAUCUUCCCCAGGUGACUGAAGGCACACAGACAAAGAAAAUAAAAUGCAGACGCUGUGAGAAGUUCAAUUGCAGGGUCACUGUAAUCGCCAGAGGAACACUUUUCCUUCCAAGUUGGGUGAGGAAUUCAAACCCCGAUGAAGAAAUGAUGACCUAUGUAAUCUGUAAUGAAUGUGGGGAGCAGUGGUACCAUAGCAAGUGGGUGUGCUUGUAAACAAAUAUUCUCUUAACAGCCGAUAACCAGACUGAUACCUUCUAUUUGUACCACCCUUUUAGGCUUGUUUUUAACAUCUUGUACACACUUUUUUUUCCCAUUAGUUUCAGGUGCACAAAACAAUGUAAUAGUUAGACAUUUAUCAUUUAUGUCCCUCACACAGUGACAACCCCCCUCCCCCCAUCGUCUACCCCUCUGA
Messenger RNA from Rhinolophus ferrumequinum (greater horseshoe bat), 1817 nucleotides. RefSeq names its product transcription elongation factor A N-terminal and central domain containing (gene TCEANC). NCBI's taxonomy places the organism in Eukaryota, Metazoa, Chordata, Mammalia, Chiroptera, Rhinolophidae. Bases 503 to 1618 code for a protein of 371 amino acids. Gene Ontology annotation, cellular component: nucleus. The record is from RefSeq and is a predicted model, not a curated record. The transcript has 3 exons. Gene Ontology annotation, biological process: DNA-templated transcription.